CAUGGAUGUUAUAUACCUAAUGUUGAAGAGAACUCCCAUUAGAUUCUGUGAUAAUAAUAGCGGUAUCAAAGUGUUACAAUUCAUAAGUGUUAAUGGUUUGCAUCAGAAAACAGUAAAACGAUACAUAUAUAAAGAAAAUAUGCAUGGUGGGGGUCAACAUAUCAGUAGUAAGCUUUUGGAAAAUGAUCUAAAAAUAGGGAGCUUUAGUGUCCAUUUUUUAUAUCUGCACACAAAUGAAUUCUUAGCUGGAACUUAACAUAAAAAAGCUAUUUUGUCUGGAAGAAAUGUGAAAACAUGAGAAUGACUGCUUAACAAGAGAGGACAUGUUAACAGAAUACAAUAUCCGUGGACUUAAUUUUGUGUCGAUCUGCAUUCUAUAGUAUGGCUUGUAUAUUCAGUAUUUAUACACAGUGGGAUUAAAGAUUUUUUAGAGGUCCGUCGGCUGUAAGGAAACUUAGAAGGAUUGGUAAUGGUUUAGAUUAGAAAAUCAUUCUUACUAUGUUGACUGUAUUGUUGUGAGUGUACAAUUGGGGGAAAUAUUAUGAUGUCUGUAGAGAUUGACAAACUGAUAAUUAUUUCUAGGUUCAUACAACAAUGAUGACCAUCUUUUUUUAAUCGUGAUAUAUAUUAUAUAUGUCGCCUGACUUUGUUUCUAAAUACAUCGCAGAAAAUGGUGUCUGGUUCGUCCUCAUCUGAUUACAAGCAAUCCGAUGAGGAAUCAUCAGAAGGGUUCGAUGUGUAUCCUACACAACACAUCGGUACACCAGAAGAGUUAGAGUCAGAUGGCGCUAGAAAGGGCAAGAAGAAGGCAUCACAAAACCCAAUAAAUUCAAGGAGCAGCAUAAAAAAGAUGAAGGCCUUGAUUGAUGGGCUGUCUGAAGAAAAAAAGGCUCUGGUACGUGAGAUGGGGUUCGAAGGACUAUUGGAAUUACCAGCAAUAAGGCAAACAGGCAACAAUCCAUGUGGCUUAUGAGCAAAGUUGACGAGAAGGCAUCUGCUAUCAUAAUUGAUGCUAGGAGAGAAUUACCUUUCGACGACGGAGACGUCGGCAAGGUACUGGGGGUGCCAUCAGUAGGAUCUCCUGUUAACAAGAAUGCACCGCCGCACGUGGCAGGUACUGUACGUGAGAUCUUAGGAAUCGGCAAUGGAGAAAAAAAGAUCACACCCAUAGUUAACAUAGUGAAGAUUCGGUAUGGCAGAGCUAUGACAAAGGCUGAAGCAGACAAGUUCAAGGUUGCCUUCACAAUUUGCGCGAUGACUUUCCUCCUGGCACCUCCGCUGAAGCACAACUAUUUCAUGACAGAUUAUUGGAAUGCCUUGCACAUACCUGAUAUGGUUCAAAUGUUCAAUUGGGGACGGUACAUUAGAGAAGAGCUCCUUUCUUCUGCUGGUAGGGUGAAGUCUGAACUGCUAGGUGGGAAACUGAAGUCAAAUCUCACUGGAUGCACGUUCUUCUUGCAGGUUUUCUAUCUUGACAAUCUCGAACGAGAAGAUAAGAACCUGCCCCACGAUGUGUUCCCUAGGUGCAAGGAAUACUCAUAGAAGACUAUCUCUGAUGUUAUUGAUGAAGACACGACAACUGGGAAAGAUGCAGAGAUUGUAGUGUAUGGACACCUACUGCCAAGGCAUCCGGGGACAGUACGCUACAGCCGUAAUACCAUGGCAACAACAACUCAGAAAACAACUGAUGGAUACGGGAUUGGGUGCAGCACAGAGGGAAUUGGGGGUGAUAAAGUGUUCACAAAUUUUGCAGGUAUUAUUAUCAACAAGGUCGAGCAGUACUCCAACAAGUGCAAGACAGCUGUAAAUGAGGCAUCAAGGAAGGGAGCAAGAUUAAACAAGAGACACGCAGAAGGAUGGGAUGAGAUUGUCAAUGAUACUAACGGGUUAAUACUCUCAGAAACUAAGAAGAUAAUUGCAGACAUCAACCAGAUAACUGAUGCAAUGAGGGCACGAAAGCAGAGGCCCAAUUAUUCAACCCAAGCAGAUGUUCAAGGGGUUCAAGGGGAUGCAGAGAAUGCACUAAGCAUAGAGUCGGCAGAGGGAGCUUCCGCUAACGUGGAACCAUUGGCAAAGAGCAAAUUAGGUGUGAAAAGAAAGAAGGUUGUUACAUCAAGGAGGCACACACCGAAGAGGGCAAGGAUAGAGAGCUCUGAAGAAUCUGAAGGUGCUCAAGAAGAAGCAAACAAAGCAAUAGAUGAUCUGAUUGAAGCAGCAGAUGAAUACAGUAGGUUGCGCAGUGGGAUUGUUGGCAAUGCGACAGGGCUGUUGGACAAUACUACAGGGAACAACUUGGAGAUGUCAGUGGUGUGUGGGGCGGCAAGAAAUGAAGUUAUAUGCUCUCCAAAAAUAGCAACAGGAACUGAUGAAGCUGCAGAGAACCAAAAGGAUGGUGUUGACAAGAAUCAAUUGUCAAUAGUUUCUUCAGGACAGGAUGAUGACUUAGGUGGAUGUUUAUCAAUAGAUCCUCCAGAGAUGCAUGGGAAGUUCAAAGUUGUAAUGUCAGGUCUUAGGAAGACGGCCUUGAUGAAUGCUUUUACAGCCGUUUCAACGUCCAACGGCGUGUCGGUUGCUUCCGCAAACAUCACGCCUGGUUCUGCAGCAACCAAGAUGCAAACUCCUGAAGAUUGAGGAAUGCAGAUUGUUGCCACUCCAGCACCAAACCAAAUGUUUGCAGGUACAUCUUCAAGGACUUCUCCAGUUAGCCUCAACCGCCAGAUGUCUGCUGUCGAGCUUGACAUUAGGGAGGAGAUAGAGGAGGCGGCUAUCAACCUCAACGUCACUAUGUCACAGGGAUCAUUUAGCACACAGCCUCAGCCAAAGAGGGUGGUGAGGCCUGGGAAAUAUGCAAGGUCUCCCUUUGUAAUGGGUAAUGACCCUCCUACUAGAGCUCCAGCGAAUGUAGUGCAGAUAUACAAGCUAUUCUAUAGGGAGAACGCGAACAAGCUAAAAGACAUGUGGAUUAUCAGCAUCAACCCAAAAUACAUGGACAUCAGUGGGGAGCGGCUCCGUGAGAUGCUACGCGAUGGUGGUGAGGUGGAUAGUGUGCUGAUGACAUUGGUGAUGAGAAGGUACCAACAGAUGGAUGCGGUCUUUGCUGCUACAAAAGGGGAAGGAUGUUGGUGACAUUGGCUGGAGCCAGAUUUUGUGAACCAUGUUAGCAGAGGAGACAACAUUUCAAAGCUGAGGUACAUCAAGGACAUGUUCGUGGGGCCGCAUAUCACUUACGAGGUUCACAAGUGCACCGAGGUUGUGUUGCUAGUUAAGUUCGACUUCAAAUGGUCUACAUACAUAUGGGACUUUCCAAGGGCGAAGAUUUUUGUCCUCGACCCAACAAUGAACAAUGGUGACGAGUCUGAUAAGGUAAUUCAGCUCAGGCACAGGAAGGUUGCAGACGAGCUUCACAAGGCUAUAGAGAUAUGCAUAAAGUCAUUCUUCUCUGGAUGGGAGCCAGACAUGAGGGAAGACACGGACAUAUAUGCUACUCACUUUGGAAGGAAUUGGAUGGGAACUAAACUGAAAAGGGACAUGAACCCGGGUGACGGUGUCAUGCAUGCUAGGAUGAACAUGCUUGUGGACUUGCUUGGUUCUGAAGGUAACAUUGGUCAUCUGCCUGCGAGGUACAAGGAUUGCCUUAUUAGCAAGAACGACAAGAUCAAGGAUUGACUUGUUCGCAAGAAGGACAAUAUGAACAAGUUAUUUUGCCGGGAGUGGAUGGACUACUUGAAUUGAAUGUUUGUUUAGCCUCGGAAGAGAAUUCAUAGAACUUCCCAAACUAUUCGGUCUUUAAAACUAUGAUGUGAUCAGAAUUAAUUUGCUUUCA
Triticum aestivum (bread wheat) is the source of this 3823-nucleotide messenger RNA. RefSeq lists its product as uncharacterized. The transcript has 12 exons. Lineage: Eukaryota; Viridiplantae; Streptophyta; Magnoliopsida; Poales; Poaceae. The coding region runs from base 1660 to 2631 and encodes 323 amino acids. The record is from RefSeq and is a predicted model, not a curated record.